Symbiodinium sp. CCMP2592 is the source of this 1908-nucleotide messenger RNA. The record is from the annotation of a GenBank genome assembly. NCBI's taxonomy places the organism in Eukaryota, Dinophyceae, Suessiales, Symbiodiniaceae.
AUGGUGGAAGCUUUGUUGGCCUCGUUUCAGGAGCAGCUGGAAAGAGAGCACCGGCAGGUUGAAGAGAAGCACAAGGACAUCUGGCACCAGCUACAUCGUGUUCACAAGAGUGUGGUGGCGCGCCUGGAAGCCGAGAACGCGACUCUCCGUGCACAGCUUGAUGCAGCACGGCAGAGCUUCCACGCGCAAGUGGAAGAGGUCAAAGCAGAGCCUUCGUGCGACAGCAUCGUGUGCGACGAGAACCGGCCACCGUCCGGUGAGUUGACUCUGACCUUCGCGCCAGAUUCGGAAGCAUCAGAUGACUCCGACCUCGGCACUGUCUUCGCAGAUUGGAGCACUAUCCUCGGAAGUCCUGCAGUUCACUUGCGGCUCAUCGCCGAUGACCAGACUUCCACCAUGAUCGUCCAUAAGGCAGUGUUGCAGCGGUCGCCGUACUUCCAGGCACGUCUGGCAGAUCACUGGCACAAUGCCAAGGAGGAAAAGACAGGUCUUUUGCCGUUGCGGUUGCCUCCGGGCUGUCCCGUGGCCGCUGCCACCGUCGUGAUCCGAUACCUUUACACGGACGUGGAGGAGAAGUGUUCGCCUCAGAGCGCAGCGUGCUUCGCCAGGAGCGCCACCGCCGGCAGCCUGCGGCUUGGCCAGGCGUCUGUGGCCAUUGGCGCGGCACAGCUAAGCCAGAUGUUGCUUUUGGAGGACUUGGCAGAGGAGCUCUCACGCUUGGCUCAAUCGCUGCUGGUCUCAUCAGACGAGGCGGCUGCUCUCCAGGAGCGCUUUGUGGCCUUGCCCGAGCCACUGACAAAAGUUUGCGAGGCGGUGCAGCUGUCGCCAGCAGUCGAAUUGAGGACGGAGGAGUUGGCACUGAUGCUGCGCGGCUCUGCUCAAGCGCCGACCGCACGGCCCCAGGCGGCUGCGGUGCUCGCGGCUGCUGGCGAGGGUGGUGGUGGUCAGGCCUGCCGUGAAGCAGUCAUUUCGGCGUUGGAAGCCAUGCCGUUCAAAGUUCCCGCCGCCCCUGAAAAAGGUGUAGACAAAGUCCGCAUCAACCGCGGAGCUUUUGAAUGGCUGUGGGACUUGACCGAAGAUUAUGUUUUAGUCUCAGAGCCGUAUUCCGAGAGAACGGAAAGUGGGCAGACGACUUCUGCCACUUCAGCUGGCCGCUCUCUGCUGUCGUUUUUCACUGGGCUAGCGCGAGCCCAGGAGUUGCACAGCAGCUCACGCUGCUUCAACGAAGUUUUUGAUGAAACCUGCGAGCCGGUUCGGUUGGCUUUUGGAGCCUACCUGCAGCACCUGGCGAUAAUGCAGCACUGUGAUGAACUUAGCCAGGCCUUUCGCCUGGGCGCUGCGAAGGCGGUCAAGUCCCCUGCGGCUCAUCGAUCACAGACUUGCACGAUUCACUACCCCAACAUGCUUCACUUUGGACUGUGGCCAGCGUCGCAAAAGCUGUUGCCACGCCUGCUGCAGACGGCUCCUGCUGCAAGGGCCGUGGUGCUGGCGGGGCUUUUGGAGCUACCUUGCGAAGCCCUGGCCGAGUUGGUCACGGAUCGUCUCCUUGAGGCACUUGGACCUGAUGCUGCCGAUGUUUGCAGUACCCUGGCCAAGGAGCCGGCUGUCCUCGCCUCCUGGGCCACCCGCAACAGGUUGCUGGCGAUGCCUCUGCUCGCCCAACGCCGCCUUUGCGCCAGCCUCGCGCCGUCGCUGGGAACGUUGCAGCGCGACAUUGCCCAGGUGGUGGUUCAAGUCCUAGCAGGCAACCUCGUCACGGAGCGGGCGAAGCACCGGACCCCCGAUCGAAGGUCAGACCCCUCGGAGAGGCUCCUUUGGCUUCUCCUGGCUGUGAUCGUCUUGGUGGUGAUUGGCAUUGUCGGUCUCCUGAGAUACUUUGUCCAGUUGUCGACACAUCCUACCUUCUGA